UACAUAUGCGACCUCGUCUUCCCAAACUGAAAAGUGAAAACACAAUCCGAAGUCUGCUGCAUCAGAAAAGUAAAAAUGAUGAUCCUAACUGUAAUACGUAUUCUGUCAGUAUCCUUUCUAAUAUCCCAAGCAGUAAGAAUAAUGUUACUGAUUUCAAUUGGUCGCAGUAGAAGAAAGAAAGCCGUAGGGUUUUUCCAUCCGUACACCAACGACGGCGGUGGCGGCGAGCGUGUUUUAUGGUGUGCAGUUAAAGCUCUUCAAGAAGAACGCCCUGAUCUUGAUUGCGUUAUCUACACCGGCGAUCACGAUUCCUCCUCCGACUCCCUCAUUCGCCGUGCCGUUGAUCGGUUCGGCGUGAAACUGAUUUCACCUCCAAAGGUUGUGCAUUUAGAUAAAAGGAAAUGGAUAGAAGAAACAACGUAUCCUCGGUUCACUAUGAUCGGUCAAAGUUUUGGUUCGAUUUAUCUUUCAUGGGAAGCUUUGAACAAGUUUGUUCCAUUGUACUAUUUGGAUACUAGUGGGUAUGCCUUUACUUACCCACUUGCUCGUCUUUUCGGUUGUAAGGUCAUCUGCUACACGCAUUAUCCGACUAUCAGCUUAGAUAUGCUAUCUCGUGUUCAUUCGCGGAGUUCCAUGUAUAAUAAUGAUGCUUUUGUUGCUAACAGUGUUCUGUUAUCACGAGCGAAACUAGUUUAUUACACAAUUUUUAGCUGGAUGUAUGGAUUUGUUGGUUCUUGUUCAAAUCUUGCUAUGGUAAAUUCUUCAUGGACACAAUCUCAUAUUGAGAAGCUUUGGGGAAUCGUGCAUCGGACUAAACGAGUGUACCCCCCUUGUGAUACAACUGGAUUGCAGGCACUUCCACUGGAAAGAAAAGCAACGCCUCACAAAAUCAUUUCAGUGGCUCAAUUUCGACCGGAGAAGGCACAUCCUCUUCAGCUUCAGGCUUUUGCACUUUCCAUCCAGAAUCUAGAUUCAGACAUCCCUAGACCCAAACUCCAAUUUGUUGGUAGUUGUAGAAACGAUGCUGAUGAAAAAAGAUUACAAAAUCUAAAAGAUUUGGCUAUUGAACUGAAGGUAGAAGAGGAUGUAGAGUUCUAUAAGAAUGUGACCUACAGGGAGUUAGUAGAGCUAUUGGGUGGUGCAACUGCAGGGAUUCAUUCAAUGAUAGAUGAACAUUUUGGCAUUAGUGUUGUAGAGUACAUGGCUGCAGGAGCCAUACCCAUUGCUCAUAAUUCAGCUGGUCCGAAGAUGGAUAUUGUGUUACCAGAAGAAGAGCAUCAAACAGGGUUUCUUGCGCAAACUGUUGAAGAAUAUGCAGAAGCAAUUUUGAAGAUUCUAAGAAUGUCAGAAUCUGAGAAACACGAGAUGGCUGAAGCCGCCAGAAGACGAGCUAGCAGGUUUUCAGAACAGAGAUUUUAUGAAGAUUUUAAAGCUGCAAUUAGACCAAUUCUAGAUCAAUCUUUUGAAUGAUAUUGUGAACUUGUUAGGAGAUGAAAGAUAAACCACAUAGAAGAUGUGUCAUUACAGAAAAAAAUUUAACACAGUUUUCAAGAUGCUCUGUCUGUGAAUUUUCUUUUGUCUAGAAACUUGAAAAACAGGUGUGUUAUAGCUAAUGCAGUUUCCCAAGUAUCCGACCAGUCAGUCUUUAUUUGUGCAAAAUAGGUGUUUCCCGGGUGAACCUUCAUAGCUUCAAGUGUUAUAUUUUAGCAGUUUCAUUUUGUUAUAAAACACAAAUGACAAAUCAUGUCAAUAUAACUGUAGACAGAAUGUUGUUUGUAUUUUUAUUUAUUUAUUUAUUUUUAUAAUUAAUAGCUA
This is a messenger RNA of Erigeron canadensis, 1815 nucleotides long. Its product is annotated as GDP-Man:Man(3)GlcNAc(2)-PP-Dol alpha-1,2-mannosyltransferase. The coding region runs from base 76 to 1470 and encodes 464 amino acids. NCBI's taxonomy places the organism in Eukaryota, Viridiplantae, Streptophyta, Magnoliopsida, Asterales, Asteraceae. The transcript has 7 exons. Gene Ontology annotation, biological process: protein N-linked glycosylation. The record is from RefSeq and is a predicted model, not a curated record. Gene Ontology annotation, molecular function: GDP-Man:Man(3)GlcNAc(2)-PP-Dol alpha-1,2-mannosyltransferase activity. Gene Ontology annotation, cellular component: endoplasmic reticulum membrane.